Hypoxylon fragiforme is the source of this 409-nucleotide messenger RNA. RefSeq lists its product as uncharacterized. Lineage: Eukaryota; Fungi; Ascomycota; Sordariomycetes; Xylariales; Hypoxylaceae. The record is from RefSeq and is a predicted model, not a curated record. The coding region runs from base 68 to 286 and encodes 72 amino acids. The transcript has a single exon.
UGCGUAUGAUGCGUUGAAGGUGAACCUAUCAUGUUGACAUCUAAUACUAGGCGUAAAUGAUGUGGAAAUGAUGCAUUUUCAUUGCCUUGCCGCUUUUUCGACAGCUCACUUCAGAUUGCUCUUGUUAGCACUUAAGAGAAUAAAUAUGAGAGCAAAGUGGUACGAUUCAAAGUAUACCGUCUCUAUCUGCCUUGCCAACGAAAUCCUGUAUGAUGAGAUAAAACCAAACCAAACAACCUUUUCAGUACCGACAAACAUAGGACUGUGGCCGUUGUACAUACUGUAACUCUGCAAACGACAAACUCCCAGAUCAAACCAUCUGUGAUGAGGUAAUCACCCGCCUUGCCGUAGGAAAAGAAAAUAAAUAAGGACCCCUGGUGUUCGCCUAACUCCUCAGAUAGCAUCCUAC